Molecule: messenger RNA, 1489 nt
Organism: Triticum urartu
Lineage: Eukaryota; Viridiplantae; Streptophyta; Magnoliopsida; Poales; Poaceae
Source: RefSeq, a predicted model, not a curated record
CCCCCCACAUCCCCCUUCUCUCGCAGAGUCACGGCACACACAUUCAACCUAAACCUAAUUCACCGCUGCCGCCGCCACGGACCUGCCCGUCGAUCUGCUCGCGCCGUCGCUGGUUCCCGCAUGGCCGGCCUCCCUUCCAAAGUCGCCGCCCCCAACCAGCGCGCACGCCCGCUGGUCCCCGUGCGCCUGGCCUCCCUUCUCUUAUCCAGCAAUCAAGGAGCAACAGCGCCGUCCGUCGCGCCAAGUAGCAGCAGCAUCGUCCACCGGCAAGGAGCAGUAGCGUGCAGCGGCUUCCGGCGUCAAGGAUCCGCCGCGCCGACUGCUGCUUAGGUGCUACCGACUGUUCUUCUUCCUCCACGGCGAUGCCUCUCGCGGUUGAUUCCCCUUGCGCCGCCUCCAGAUCUCAGCAGAUGGAUCUGUCAGUAAGUUGAAAUUCAGUGGAGCUGGUUCGGUAUUCGGUACUUUCAGUCAAUCGCAAGUUGUAGUUAUAUAUGUCAAUUACAUCCUGAUGAUAAAAUAAUAAAAGGAAAAUGUUUCAUAAAGCAAGUGGGAAUAUGUAAACUGAAUGUCAGAAAAUAUGGCAUGUAAAAGAGGAGGAAGAGAACUCCCUGCGUAUGAUGAACAAUCGAGGUCCGCAAAUAUUGCAGAAAACGAGAGGAAGAUGAGAGGUCUUAUAAAUCUGAAAAAGAAUUUAGCAUUGGGAGAAAACAGAAGGCAGAUUGCGGAAGUAGGUAGCCUAUCACAACCACCCAAGAAAAAAAAGUCAAUGAACUGCACAUGUGAAGAUAGAAAUGGAGGACAUAACCUGCGUUCAGACUAUGAAGAUGUUGAAGCUCCCAAUUACGAACCCAUACAGGAUGGCUUGGAGGAUAGUCAAGGUGAAAAUAUGAGGAGAACAAGGGGAGGAAGCAAGCUCCCUGCAUAUUACAAACAAUUGAGGCAUGCGAAUAUAGCAGAAAAUAGGAGGAAGCUGGAAGCUCUUAUAGAACUGAAAAGGAAUUUAGCAUUGGUAGAAAAUAUGAGACAUGCUGAGGAAGUAGGAAAUUAGCUAUGGGAGAAAACAAGAGUCAUCAUCGCAGAGUUUAGGGACAAAGUGAAGAAAGUACCAAGUCAACCAGUUAAUCUAAGAUCUUCCAGAUUGCUCUUGUUCAUAACAUGGUUGACACAUUUUGUUCAUAUGGAAGUUGAUGUCAGCUUGGGAUUGAAGACUUUGUCUCUUCCAUCAUAUAUUGUAGUAGUGUUCGAACAUCUGGUCUGUUAGGAACUUGGCCAUCAUAUUGUGUAACAGGCCACUGCCUAAAUGUUGACUUAUGUAUUUCCUUACUGGUUUUAACUUGAGUGAAGAAACUAGAAUCUUCUAUGUAUGUUGAAUAAAUGCAUUGAUUAAUGGUAUCUUGUGAUGAGUAUAAGAAUGCAAUUGUUUGUAUAUGUAUUGGGUACUGAACAUGAAAUGAAUAUUAUGAAUUUAAUUUCAUGUUGAUAUGGUAAA